AUGGAUGCAAAAAUACAGAGACUUGGUAAUAUUGCUAUAGAUGAAGAACAUAGGAGAAAGGAAUUUUCACUAGCUUGGCAGGUGAUGUUCAGACUCUUCAAGGAACAACCUGGAGAACUUCUGUUUGCCUUCUCCCAGUCAUGGGACAUCACUUCCAUGUCAGAUGGGACCAACAGCAGCUCUUCAAGAGAUCAGGGCCUCUCCACGCACAAGGUUUUCUCAAAUACUGAUGAAGCCCUUAUUAACAAAAAACUACCCAAAGAACUUCUGUUAAGAAUAUUUUCUUUCUUGGACAUAGUUACUUUGUGUCGAUGUGCACAAGUUUCCAAGGCAUGGAAUGUUUUAGCUCUGGAUGGAAGCAAUUGGCAAAGAAUAGACCUCUUUAACUUUCAAACGGAUAUAGAGGGUCGUGUUGUGGAAAAUAUAUCGAAAAGGUGUGGUGGGUUCCUGAGACAACUUAGUCUGAGAGGAUGUCUUGGUGUUGGAGACUCCUCUUUAAAGACCUUUGCACAGAACUGUAGAAAUAUCGAACACUUAAAUCUAAAUGGGUGCACAAAAAUCACUGACAGCACGUGUUACAGUCUUAGCAGAUUCUGUUCCAAGCUGAAACAUCUGGAUCUGACAUCUUGCGUAGCCAUCACAAACAGCUCUCUGAAAGGCUUAAGUGAGGGUUGCAGAAAUCUGGAACAUUUGAAUCUUUCCUGGUGUGAUCAGGUUACGAAGGAUGGUAUUGAAGCACUGGUGAAAGGGUGUAGUGGACUAAAAGCUCUAUUUCUUAGAGGUUGCACACAGUUAGAAGAUGAAGCAUUGAAACACAUUCAAAAUCACUGUCAUGAACUUGUAAUCCUGAAUUUGCAAUCCUGUACACAAAUUUCAGAUGAAGGCAUUGUAAAAAUCUGUAGAGGAUGUCAUCGACUUCAGUCGCUCUGUGUUUCAGGCUGUAGCAACCUUACAGAUGCUUCUCUCACAGCACUUGGUCUAAACUGUCCAAGGCUGAAGAUUUUGGAAGCUGCAAGAUGUUCACAUCUUACAGAUGCUGGUUUUACCCUUCUAGCACGGAAUUGCCACGAGCUGGAGAAGAUGGACUUGGAAGAAUGUGUUUUGAUAACUGACAGCACAUUGAUACAACUUUCUAUACACUGUCCUAAGCUACAAGCAUUGAGCUUAUCUCACUGUGAAUUGAUCACUGAUGAUGGGAUUCUUCAUCUGAGCAACAGUACGUGUGGUCACGAGAGGCUGCAGGUCCUGGAGCUUGAUAACUGUCUUCUCAUCACUGACGUGACUCUGGAACACCUGGAGAACUGCCACAACUUGGAGAGAAUUGAGCUGUAUGACUGUCAGCAAGUCACACGAGCUGGAAUCAAACGAAUCAGAGCUCACCUACCUCACGUGAAAGUUCAUGCUUACUUUGCUCCAGUAACUCCCCCUCCUUCGGUAGGAGGGAGCGGACAGCGCCUCUGCAGAUGCUGUAUUAUUCUUUGACAGUAAGUGCAACCACGCAAAGUUUGUUGUUGUUGUUGAAGAAAAGAAUGGGACUGCAAGUCAGUGGAAGGAAUUGGUUUCCUGACAGUCCUGAUGGUGGUGUUUGGUCAUCCAGUUUUGUGACAAGAAAAGCAUUUUUUUCCAGGUAAAAAUCUUAACGUAAUGUGCAGCUGUGGAUUAAGUUGGUGAUGCUUCGGUUUGUAUUAGUAACUCCUUCCUUCUGUUGGCAUGAGAACUGAAGUACCGUGUAAAAUGUGGGGGCAUUUCAGCUAGCAGCUACUUGGUGAAAGUUCACUAAACGUGGAAGUUAAUUUGCAUUUGUAAGCACGAUUCAGUGUGAAGUUCUAACGUAACGUGGGGCUUGAGUCCGACACACCAAGGAACUGAACCUGCUGUUCUGUAAUAUACACGAGAGAUUAAAUACCAGGUUUAAGGACAAAUCGGCUUUAGCAGAUGUUGACCAAAAAAUGCAAGGUAAUCAUGAGCUCUUAGAGCAAAACAGCUUAUACUUUUUCAUGAUUCAGCUUCAUAUUUAAUUAUGUAACAGGACAUAAUAGGUAAUGUCAAAAGGUAAGAUAGUACCUCAAGUUAACUAUAUAAAUAGAAACACGAGUUUUCAAGUUUUUGAACUUGGUUCAGUUGAACUAUGUAUUAGUAUAAAGCUUGCCUGUCACUGAAGCACGUUUUAUGCCUAAUGCCAUCGGCCUUUAAAAGGGGUAAGAAAUCCACUCUGGUAGAGCGUGUGCACUCUACUGCAAUUGGCUGCCACACUCGUGUGUGGUGCUUACUAUAAUGCCAUUCCUCUGUGUCCUCAGUUACCUCCUCAGUUUGUAAGGAAAGGGAUGCAGCGGCUCUAGGAAGAGGGGUGUAUUCUUCAUGCUUUUCUACAGACGAAGAAUGGAAACCAGGUUCAGUUACAGGAACUGUGAUGGAGCGAGGAAUUCAGUUCAAGCUGUUUGUCCCACCCGUUUUAGGGACACAGCAAGCAGCUGGGCAAAUAAAUCUGCAGGCAGGAGUUGAACCAAACCAAACCUGUGGUUUUCAAAUGUAGAAAGCCAAACUCUUCACAUUUGGGUUAUUUAAGAAGCUGUCAACUUCUGAGUGAUGAUAAUAAUAAUAAUAAAAUCUAUGUAUUAACUCUUCAGGCCAUGCUUUCAUCCUUAGUUUUUCAGUGCUAUAGAGGGUUAGAUAAAUAAACUUUUUUAUGUUAAGCAACUUAAUUAUCUGAGAUAAACUACUCAACAGUUCAGAAAGCUUUUUUGUGUAAGAGUGAUUGUGUGUGUGUGUGUGUAUGUUUUAAGAGUUCAGGGCCUGUGUGUUUACUGAAAACUAAUAGAAAUACUGGCUUAAAAAGCAGUUGGAGAAGCUGCUAUGGGAUAGUACUGCAAUUUCCCCUCAAAAUUUUAAGCUACUUUUUAAGAGGAGUGUGAACAUUAGAAGAGAGACUUUUAUGGAC
Aptenodytes forsteri (emperor penguin) is the source of this 2938-nucleotide messenger RNA. RefSeq names its product F-box and leucine rich repeat protein 2 (gene FBXL2). Gene Ontology annotation, cellular component: SCF ubiquitin ligase complex. The transcript has 17 exons. Gene Ontology annotation, molecular function: protein binding. The record is from RefSeq and is a predicted model, not a curated record. NCBI's taxonomy places the organism in Eukaryota, Metazoa, Chordata, Aves, Sphenisciformes, Spheniscidae. Bases 1 to 1482 code for a protein of 493 amino acids. Gene Ontology annotation, biological process: SCF-dependent proteasomal ubiquitin-dependent protein catabolic process.